Molecule: messenger RNA, 3790 nt
Organism: Anguilla anguilla (European eel)
Lineage: Eukaryota; Metazoa; Chordata; Actinopteri; Anguilliformes; Anguillidae
Gene: stim1a
Product: stromal interaction molecule 1a
Exons: 14
Coding region: 712-3243 (843 amino acids)
Biological process (GO): intracellular calcium ion homeostasis; activation of store-operated calcium channel activity; store-operated calcium entry
Cellular component (GO): endoplasmic reticulum; plasma membrane
Molecular function (GO): calcium ion binding; calcium channel regulator activity; protein binding
Source: RefSeq, a predicted model, not a curated record
ACACAUGCGCUCUGCAGUUGCCUGGUGCACAGACGUCGCAGCGGUGGGUUGUUGGCUGCGGAGGUUAACGUGAGCCAGCGAGCUAAUGUUACCUAUAUCUGGUAAACCGAGAGUGGUUGGCGUGUAAAGGGGUGAGCCAUCCGUAUAGCAGUCGUGGGGACUUUUAAUGGUGGAUUCACUGAUUAUUUCUCUUGGAGCUGACAGUUCCGAAGGGCUGGGGAUUUGAUAGCUAGCGAGACUAGCUAGUUAGCUAACGUCAGUAUCAGUCAUCUGAACUAGCCUCUAGCCAGCCGCUAUUCGAUUCAGUCGUUUUCUCUGGCUAGCCGCUUGCUAAAGCUAGCUUGCUACCUCGCUAGCCUAAAAACCCGGUAACGGGUAACCGGCCUGUUUCCCUACAGAAUCUGCGUGUCUGCCACAGUGGCGUCUCGCACAUGAAGACGAAAAAAGAUUGAUUGAAAAACUGGACUAUACGUCGAGCUAGCUGACUGACUGUCUACUCAAGGAAUUGCCACAUCGGAUCACUUCGCUAACAGGCAGCUGUUUGGUUUCAGAUGGAGUACGGACGGGGUUCUCUUGGGAGCAGGGUCGAAAGGAAGACGCGUCUCUGAUUAUUUCCAGCAAAGUAUAUCGAUCCGUGAAAGCGUGACAACCAUCUAGCUAACGUUAGCUAGACGAGCACCUCAUGCGACAGAGCUAAAAGGAACGUCCAUAAUGGAUUUUACCAAACUGGUGACCCUGUGGAUUGUAUGCUUAUGCUUCUUCGGGGAGAGCCGAGGGGAGAAGCCGGGCCAACCCCAGGCAGAUCCGCAGCAGGCCGACAACGAGCUAUCGGACCUGUGCCGGUUCGACGAGCCCCUGUGCCUGGAUGAGAACUCCAUCCUGAGCUUCGAGGCCAUCCGCAGCAUCCACAAGCAGAUGGACGACGACGCCAACGGCAACGUGGACGUGGUGGAGACGGACGGGUUCCUGAGGGAGGACCUGAACUACCACGACCCCAAGGCCAAGCACAACACUUUCCACGGCGAUGACCAGUUCAUCAGCGUGGAGGACCUGUGGAACGCCUGGAAAGGAUCUGAAGUGUACAACUGGACGGUGGACGAGGUGGUGGAGUGGCUCAUCACCUACGUGGAGCUGCCGCAGUACGAGGAGGCCUUCAGGAAGAUGAACUUAAACGGCACUGCCAUGCCCAGGCUGGCCAUGAAGAACGCCACGCUGACCGUGUCCGUUCUGAAGAUGCUGGACCGCAGCCACGUGCAGAAGCUGCAGCUGAAGGCCCUGGACACGGUCCUGUUCGGAGCCCCCCUGAUGAACAGACAUAACCACGUGAAGGACUUCAUGCUGGUGGUGUCCAUAGUCAUAGGCAUGGGGGGCUGCUGGUUCGCCUACAUCCAGAACCGCUACUCCAAGGACCACAUGAAGAAGAUGAUGAAGGACCUGGAGGGCCUGCAGAGGGCGGAGCAGAGCCUCCAUGAUCUGCAGCAGAAGCUGCAGAUCGCGCAGGAGGAGCACCGCACCGUGGAGGUGGAGAAGGUCAACCUGGAGCAGAAGCUGAGGGACGAGAUCAACUCGGCCAAGCAGGAGGCCCAGCGGCUCAAGGAGCUCCGCGAGGGCACGGAGAAUGAACUGAGUCGCCAGAAAUACGCCGAGGAGGAGCUGGAGCAGGUGCGCAUGGCCCUGAAGAAGGCGGAGAAGGAGCUGGAGUCACGCUGCAGCUGGUCCCCCCCGGACGCUCUGCAGAAGUGGCUGCAGCUCACCCACGAGGUGGAGGUGCAGUACUACAACAUCAAGAAGCAGAACGCCGAGCGCCAGCUCCUGGUGGCCAAGGAGGGGGCGGAGAAGAUCAAGAAGAAGAGGAACACGCUCUUCGGAACCUUCCACGUGGCCCACAGCUCCUCGCUGGACGAUGUGGACCACAAAAUACUGUCAGCCAAGCAGGCUCUGGGGGAGGUGACGGCCGCCCUGCGGGAGAGGCUCCACCGCUGGCACCAGAUCGAGCUGCUGACGGGCUUCAGCGUGGUCAACAACCCGGGCCUGCCCUCGCUGGCCUCCACCCUCAACGUGGACCCCAGCUUCAUGGGGGGCCGCGCCACGCCCCAGCACUUCCUCAUGUCCGAAGACAUGGACGACAUGGACGAGGACAUCAUCGCCCCGGCAACCCUGCAAUACGCCACCUUGCUAAUGGACCGUGGAGUGAGCGACCUCUGGUCCGUCAGCUCCGCCUGCCCCUCCCUGCGGAAACACUCCGCUCCCAGCAUGAUGUCCCUGCGCCAGCGGCACCUGGACGCGCAGCUGACCGCGGGCUCCCAGAGGUUGGUAGAGGGCUGCCUGAUGGCGGGGCAGCAGCAGCAGCAGCAUGCGGGGGCGGGGCCGGGGGCGGAGGGGGGCGGUGGCGGCGGCGGCUCGUACACCCCCAGGGCCAGGAGCUCCAUGCGCCAGUCCCGCAGCCAGUCCUGCAGCCAGACCUUCGCGCCGUUCGAGCCCUUCUCCCUGCCCCCGCUCUCCUCCGCCGUCUCUCAUCCCUCCAUCAUCUGCACCGCCCCGUCUCCUCCUCCUCAGCUUCCGUCUCUGUCCGCCUCCUCCUCCUCCUCGUUGCUGUCCUCCUCUCCUUCUGGCUCCGCCCCUCUGUCCUCCCUGCCCUAUCACACCGCUUACUUCCAGCCCAUGGACACCAUCCCCGACCUCCCCCCACCGGACGUCACCUCCAUGUUGUCCCAGCGCUCCGACAGUUUCGGGGACCUGAAUCGCUCGGACUCGGACUCCUCCCUCUCCCUCUCCCUGUCCCAGGCCAGCGAGCAGCAGCGCGCCUCCUCCUCCAGCAGCUCCCGGAGCCACCCCGCCAAGCCCGCCUCCCUCCUGCACGACACCCCCAACGGCGGGAACCGCCUGCCCGAGGGCGGGGCCUGGGGCGAGGGCGGGGCGGACAGCCCCCUGCCGAUGAAGAAGGCGUACGGCUUGGAGAAGUCGGUCAGCCUCGGCGAGAUCAACAGCUCCCUGGCCGGCCUGUCCCAGUCCGAGUCCUCCCGCUCCCUCAGCCCAAACUCCACCGAACCCGACACGCCCUCCCCCACCGGGGGCCAGGCGGGGCCCGGGGGCGGGGCCGGCAAGGGCCUCACCCGCAUCCCGCAGCUCUCGUCCAAGAAGAGCCCCCUAGAGGAGGACAGUGGCUCCACGGGCGAAGACACGGAUUCCGCCGCCAGCCGUAAGAAGCACACCUUCAAGAUCUUCAAGAAGCAGAAAAAGUGACGGGCCGAGCGGACCGCUUCGCCAGCGGCCCGACGGGUCUGAAGGCUUCCUUCCCCUCCGUUUCUCCUCUCUUUUCCUGAAGAGAUGUGUCCAAGAAUGGCGUUCAUUUUGUUUUGAUUUUUUUUUGUCGCCCCCCCUCCCCCCCUCCACUGGUAUCAAAAUGGCACAGACGGUCAUCCUUAACGAGGAUCUGAAGGUCCUUCUUUCUCUGAGGAACUGUGGGAGCAACCAGAAAUUCUGUGUGUCUUUUUCUUCUUCUGUUUUUUUUGUUGUUGUUUUUUUUUUUGUUAAUGAUUUCAGAAUGUUGGGACUGUGGGGGACGGGGGAGGGGCUUGGAUAUGGGAGUGUAAAGUGCUAUUUAUUCUGCAGGAAACAGUGCCAGUCCUUCAAGGGGAACUCUUCCUCCCAGAAAGUUUUUAUUUUACUUCCGUCUCAGUUUGCAUGAGUUCACCAGUCUUUGAUUGAUAUUUGAAUGCUCUUAGGUGCUUGCUUGGUUCCUUUUUCUGCUUAAACAAUGCAAAAUAUUACAGCUGUUCUUUAAAAGUUA